CGGGCAAAAGACGGCUCACAUCUGCCGCCGGCACGACUCGUCUCAUUCAUUCUUCAUCAGGACAUUAGCGCACACGACAGACACCUCACAUACCUGGCCAUAGCCUGGGGUCAGAUGAUUGACCACGACUUGACAUUAGCGCCGUCGCCAACAGAUGAUAAAAGCGAGUCAAUCAAGUGCUGUGAGCACCGGCCUGAGGACCAGCACCCGCAGUGCUAUCCGAUCCAAAUCCCGGCCAACGAUCCGUUUUACAAGUACUUCGACCGGCAAUGUAUGGACUUUUUGCGAUCGCUGCCGGGCGUCAAACCCAACUGUCCACUCGGGCCGCGCGCGCAACAAAACUCCAUCUCCUCCUACAUCGACGCCAACUUCAUCUACGGCUCUACCCAAGAGGUGUCCACUCGACUGCGGGAGUUCAGCGGUGGUCGACUCAAAACGUCUCCCAUUUACCACGAGCUGGGAAUGAAAGACUUACUGCCCAUGAAGGUGAAGGACCCGGAGCUGGGGUGCGAACGCACGGGACGGGCGCGCAAUAUGUACUGUUUCGACGGCGGAGACGAGCGACUCAACGAACAGUUGCAGCUGACGGUAAUGCACACGGUUUGGAUGCGCGAACACAACCGCAUAGCCGGCGCUUUGCAACACAUUAACCCGCACUGGGAUGACGAGCAACUGUAUCAGGAGACCCGUCGCAUCAUCGGCGCGAUGGCACAGCACUUGACGUUCAACGAGUUUCUGCCCAUCAUUAUUGGCCGCAAAGCGAUGGCCAACUACGGCCUCGAUCUGAUGCCCAAAGGCUACUAUAAGGGCUACGACCCGAAGGUUAACCCCGGCAUUCGCACAGCUUUCCAGGCGGCGGCCUUCCGGUUCGGGCACUCCAUUCUGCCCGACGUUACCGAACGCUAUAAUAAAUAUCACGAAAAAAUCGAAUCCAUACGUCUAUCGGCGCUAUUGCGACAGCCGUACGAGCUCUACAAACCCGGUGCUGUGGACUCAUUCAUGUUAGGUCUGGUCAAUCAGCAGACGUACCGCAUGGACAGCGAGAUUACCACCGAAGUGACCAAUCACCUGUUUGAGAAGCCUGGUGAAAAGUUCGGCCUGGACUUGGCCGCCAUGAAUAUUCAACGCGGUCGGGAGAUGGGCCUACCCGGCUAUAACGAGUACCGGGAGUACUGCGGUUUGCCCAAGCUCAAAUCUUUCUACGACCUGAACGGUCUGUUCCCCAAUAAGACUAUUCAACGCUAUCUGAGUCUAUAUAAAGACAUCAAUGAUCUGGACCUGUGGUCGGCCGGCAUAUCGGAGUACCCGUUGCCGGGAGCUAUGGUCGGCCCCACAUUCGCCUGCAUUAUUGGCGAACAGUUUUCACACGUCAGACGCGGCGACAGGUUUUGGUACGAGAACGAGGGCUGGCCCUCACAGUUCACCAUUGAACAGGUCAAUGAGAUUCGCAAGGCUAAAUUGUCCAGGUUGCUUUGCGAGAAUUCCGAUGAUAUGACCACCAUUCAGUUGUAUCCCAUGUUGAAGGCUAACCCUAAGCAUAACCCACGGGUUGAGUGCCACGUACUGCCAACCAUUGAUUUGACGCAAUGGCGAGACACCAGUGAUUACACCUCUAAUGAAUAUAAGUCCGCUUAA
Molecule: messenger RNA, 1635 nt
Organism: Medioppia subpectinata
Lineage: Eukaryota; Metazoa; Arthropoda; Arachnida; Sarcoptiformes; Oppiidae
Source: the annotation of a GenBank genome assembly